Molecule: messenger RNA, 510 nt
Organism: Phytophthora nicotianae INRA-310
Lineage: Eukaryota; Oomycota; Peronosporomycetes; Peronosporales; Peronosporaceae
Exons: 1
Coding region: 148-426 (92 amino acids)
Source: RefSeq, a predicted model, not a curated record
CACGUGGAGGUAAGAGUGCAUCCGACGACGGAGAUCUGGAAAAAGCGGAGGCAAGUUUUGCUAAGACGAAGCGCGCGAGAAACGGAAGCCCUUAAGCAGAAACGCUCCGGUAUCCAGAACACCACAUCGUAGCUGGGCAGGAGCUUGAUGGAGAUGGUGCUAUUGCUGCGAGAGGAAAAUGAGAUGAAAGCCGAAGGCCGUCGUGUGUGUGAGGAGCAGCGUCGCCGCGACGAGUUGGAGGCACGUGAGGCUCGCUAUCAGGCCGAGAAAAUCGAGGCUGAAGAGCGUCGCCGACAGGACAAGCUGGAGCGAGAGGAUCGUACUUGUCGGGACAGAGAAGAUGCCAGAGCUCGAAUGCAGGAGCUCGCAAUGUUAAUUGGAGCCUUAACCAAGUCGACGUACGUCAUCACUGAGGAGUCGAACUGAGGAAUAUUAUCUUCUAUCGGUCGUACACUGUGCCGUUGGACACAACCAGAAGAAAAAGCCGAUCAACUCAAAAAGCUGUACGCU